This is a messenger RNA of Symbiodinium pilosum, 1488 nucleotides long. Lineage: Eukaryota; Dinophyceae; Suessiales; Symbiodiniaceae. The record is from the annotation of a GenBank genome assembly.
AUGACGCCCCUAGGCCUCAACGCUGAGACCACCCUGGUUGUUGUCAUCUCCAAGACUUUCACUACGGCAGAGACUAUGCUGAACGCGCGCACCGUCAAAGACUGGCUACUGAAGGAGCUGAAGAGCGAAGAGGCCAUCGCAAAGCAUGUUAUCGCGUGUUCCACCGCCUUAGACAAGACCAAGGCCUUUGGCAUUGAUUCGGCCAAUGUCUUCGGCUUUUGGGAUUGGGUGGGUGGCCGCUUCUCAGUGUGCAGUGCUGUGGGCGUUGUCCCGCUCUCGCUGCAGUAUGGCUUCGACGUUGUCCAGAAGUUCCUGUCCGGCGCGCGGGCGAUGGACCUCCACUUUCGAGACGCGCCUCUCGAGAAGAACUUGCCUUCGAUUUUGGGCCUCCUCUCUGUCUGGAACGCAUCAUGCCUUGGCUAUGAGGGUUGCGCGGUGCUACCGUACUGCCAAGCCUUAGUGCGCUUCGUGGCUCACAUCCAGCAGCUGGAUAUGGAGAGCAACGGCAAGCGUGUGCAGAUGGACGGCACGGAUUGCACGGUACCGACGGGUGCCAUCUACUUCGGUGAGCCCGGUACUAACGGCCAGCACUCCUUCUACCAGCUCAUGCAUCAAGGCCGCGUCAUUCCUGCCGACUUUAUUGGAUUCAAGGUGUCUCAGAACCCCAUCAGCUUGGAUGGAGAGCCGGUAUCUAAUCAUGACGAGCUGAUGUCCAACUUCUUUGCGCAGCCGGAUGCACUUGCGCUGGGAAAGACCGCUGAGGAGCUCAAGGCUGAUGGGGUCCCAGAGAAGCUGAUUCCGCACAAAGUCUUCACAGGAGAUCGACCCUCGAACUCUUUGCUGCUGCCGAUGUGCGAUCCGUAUAACUUAGGGUUGCUGCUGGCCUUGUACGAGCAUCGCACCGCUGUGCAGGGUUGGGUCUGGAACGUCAACUCCUUUGACCAGUGGGGCGUCGAGCUGGGUAAGGUGCUGGGCGUGAAAGUUCGCAAAUACCUCUCCGAAGCGAGGAAAGGUGGUGGUGACGCCUCAGGAUUCCAGAAGCCCACGCAGAAGCUUUUGUCAGCGAUGCUGACGGCCCCCGUUUCUGGUGAUGACAGGAUCGUUGUCAUCCGAGCUCGUGAAAUCUACGAUUCGCGAGGGAACCCAACUGUGGAGGUGGACCUUUGCACCGAGACUUCUCUGUUCCGCGCAGCUGUUCCCAGCGGUGCCUCCACCGGCAUCUACGAGGCCUUGGAGCUUCGAGAUGGGGACAAGACCCGACUCCUUGGCAAAGGCGUUCUGAGGGCAGUGGCGAACAUCAAUGACAUGAUCGCCCCAAAGCUCAUCGGCAUGAAAGUUACAGAUCAGGCAGCAAUCGACAAGCUGAUGGUGGAGGAGCUCGAUGGCUCCAAAAACGAGUGGGGCUGGUCCAAGUCGAAGCUGGGUGCCAACGCCAUCUUGGCAGUCGCCGCCUCAGUCAGCAUAAACUGGAAGGCUGAUGAAUACUGA